Molecule: messenger RNA, 285 nt
Organism: Ramularia collo-cygni
Lineage: Eukaryota; Fungi; Ascomycota; Dothideomycetes; Mycosphaerellales; Mycosphaerellaceae
Product: probable mitochondrial F1F0 ATP synthase subunit F (Atp17), putative
Exons: 5
Coding region: 1-285 (94 amino acids)
Biological process (GO): proton motive force-driven ATP synthesis
Source: RefSeq, a predicted model, not a curated record
AUGGUGUCCUCGAUAGUCCCCCCAAAGAUCGCAUCGCCCAACGCCAUUGGCGGUGCCGCCGACGCAGCGCGUAUGCAGAAUGUCGUCAGCUUCUACGRGAAACUCCCUCGCGGCUCGGCUCCAGCACCAAAGACUGGCGGUCCGAUCACCUGGUACAAGAACAAAUACUUCAACGGAAGAGGCUCGCCAAUGCCUCUCGUUCACAUUAUCGGUGGACUCAUGUUGAUUGGAUACGCUCAGAACUACUAUUUCCAUCUCCGCCACCACAAGAACAACGCUCACUAA